GGAGAGACCGAGAACGGGAGAAGGGCCGCCAUUAUUGGGAAGCUGAAAAAACACAUUAACACACACAUUCACACACGCACCAUCACUGAAUUUCGCCUUUAUGCUGCGAGAAGUCCUUUUUUCGCUGGAGACCUGCGCUGUUCUCCACAGACCGCGCGUUGACGGCUGAAAGGUGUGAUAAACAUGGACAACUCGAGAUGUUUUGGACACAACAAAGGAAAUUAUAAGUGCUCAAAAACAACGUGGUGAACCCAAGGGAAGACACAACGAUACAAAGCUGUUUUUCCCCCUCUCUCAAACUCCCUCUCUCUCUUUCAACGCCCCCAACCUUUCCAACAAGAAACGGUGAUCUGAUGGUUUUCCUCGAUGCCUUUUCUUGUCUUUUGUGCUGCAUUUGGGAAGAGAAACGCAAAUCAGAUUGUUGAAAACUUUCAGAAUACGAUCAGUCAUUGAACGAAGAGAUUGUGCCGCCAUCGGACGGCUGAAGAAGGGAAACGCCGAUGUUUAUGGGACUACUGCUGGACUAUUUUUAUUGUUAUUCCUCAUCUUGAUGAAUUUCUGAGCCGGUUACUGCUGCUGCAGAUAAAGGAGUGAAAGAGAAGAGAGAGGGAGGCAUGCUGUGGGUCAGAUCCAGGCUGGGCAAACCUGAAACCUACAAUAUUUCUGUGUCAAAGUGCCCCUGAAGAGAGGAGAUGGGCUGGAAUAUUACCACCUGCAGCACACCCGCCUAAGGGACUCCUCUCCCCCACCCUCAAACCCCAAGCCUCUGCCAAAAUCAUGAAUGGCCAGAUGACUGUGGAUUUAUAGUUUGAUCAAGGGGAUUGGACAUACUAACCCUACAUGGAAAAAGAAACCCUAAAGCAACUUUAAGGAUCGUUAGAAAUAAAUUAUUUUCCAGGCCUGAAAUCAUUUGAAUGGAACCUCAGCCCAGCAGCUUUCAAACUAGAGCUUCUGGGAAUGGCAAGAUGAGCGCUGUCAUUCGAUAAUGAUGGCAAAAAAACAAGAUGCCCGGGCACCAACCUACAACCUUGUUGUGGUAGGUUUGUCCGGAACUGAAAAGGAGAAGGGGCAAUGUGGGGUAGGCAAGUCCUGCCUUUGUAAUCGCUUUGUUCGCCCCAGUGCUGAUGACUUUUAUUUGGACCACACAUCUGUUUUAAGCACAAGUGACUUUGGUGGUAGAGUGGUAAACAAUGACCACUUCCUGUUUUGGGGCGAGGCGGUACGAAUGUUGGAGGAGGGCGCUGAGUGUCGAAUGCAUGUGGUGGAACAGACAGAGUUUAUUGAUGACCAGACGUUCCAGCCACAUCGAAGUACUGCCUUACAGCCCUAUAUCAAGCGGGCAGCUUCCAACAAACUGGCCUCUGCUGAGAAGCUUAUGUAUUUCUGCACAGAUCAGCUUGGACUAGAGCAAGAUUUUGAGCAAAAGCAAAUGCCUGAAGGCAAGCUUUUAGUGGAUGGAUUCUUACUCUGUGUAGAUGUGAGCAGGGGUAUGAACCGGAACUUUGAUGACCAGAUGAAGUUCGUCUCCAAUCUAUAUAACCAGCUAGCUAAGACCAAGAAGCCAGUUGUACUUGUGUUGACCAAGUGUGAUGAAGGGGUUGAGCGGUACAUCAAAGACUCUCACACCUUUGCCUUGACCAAGAAGAAUUUGCAGGUUGUCGAGACUUCAGCACGCUCCAACGUCAAUGUUGACCUUGCUUUCCUUACCAUGGUGCAGUUGAUAGAUAAGAGUAGAGGGAAACCCAAGAUCAUCCCUUACUUUGAAGCCCUCAAGCAGCAGAGUCAGCAAAUAGCAUCCGCUAAGGACCGCUAUGAGUGGCUGGUUAGUCGCAUUGUGAAGAACCAUAAUGAAACAUGGCCCAACACCAAUCGUAGAAUGCAGACAUCACCUGAAUACAAAGAGUAUGUUUUCCUUGAGGGUACUUCCAAGGCCAAGAAACUAUUCCAGCAACAUGUACACAGACUCAAGCAAGAGCACAUAGAAAAGCGGCGUAAAAUAUAUCUUAGCACACUUCCACAGGCUCUCAACUCAUUGGUUCCAUGCCUGGAGGAGAUUGACCACCUAAGCUGGUCAGGAGUACAGAAAGUUCUCGAGAAUAAGCGGGAAUUCUCUCACUGGUUUGUCAUAUUGGAUGACACACCAUGGGAAAUAACACCACACAUUGACAACAUGGAGGAUGAACGCAUUCCCCAGGACCUUUUGGAAACCCCUGCAGCAGAGGCAAUCUAUGUGAGUCACUUAGAACACCUGCGCAAUGAGCGAAAGAGAGCCGAAAUGCGUUGGGAGUUCAAAGAGAAACUUGCAUCCUCACUAUUUGUUACACCCGGCAAACCCUGGGAGGAAGCUCGUAGCUUUAUCAUGAACGAGGAGUUUUAUCAGUGGCUGGAGGAGCCAGAGUACCUUGAUAUCUAUAACAAAUACCAGAAGAUUAUUAUUGACCAAGCCAAAGAGGACUUCCAAGAACUUUUACUGGAGUACUCUGAAUUGUUCUAUGAGCUUGAAGUUGAUGCUAAGCCCAGUAAAGAGAAAAUGGGUGCCAUCCAAGAGGUUCUUGGAGAGGAGCAGAGGUUCAAGGCCCUCCAAAAGCUUCAGGCUGAGAGAGAUGCCCUAGUGCUCAAGCAUAUCCAUUUUGUAUACCACCCAACUAAGGAAACCUGUCCUUGUAGUCCACAUUGUGUGGAUGGCAAAAUUGAGCAACACUUAGCCCUUCGUUUUCCCACUCGAUAUUCCUUCGAUGGGAGCUCAAAAUCACAGUUUGGUGAGGGAAAGGUAGAUAGAAUCAAUCUUGUAAUUCUUGGCAAAGAUGGUCUUGCAAGAGAGUUAGCUAAUGAGAUCAGAGCACUGUGCACCAACGAUGAACGGUACGUUCUAGAUGGAAGGACAUAUGAACUGGCUCUUAGACCUAUAGAAGGAAAUGUACGCCUUCCAGUAAACUCCUUCCAUACACCCACUUUCACCCCACAUGGUUGCAUCUGCCUCUACAACUCAAAGGAAUCCUUAUCCUACGUUGUCGACAGUAUUGAGAAAUUACGAGAAUCAACCAUAGGCAGAAGGGACACUAAUCUAGGUCAGCUUCCCUUGUCUCUCCUGUUGGUCACCAAAAGAGGUGUUGGUUCAAUUUCUGACAUUGGGGGGGAAACAGCACAAAGCCUUAUCCAACAUGGUCAACAAGUGGCUAGCAAAUUUCAGUGCAGUUAUUUAGAGCCUGCUUCCCCAGGUGUGGGCUAUAGUCGCAAUAUAAAUGAAAAACAUUUAAACCAGAUCCUCAAAGGUCUGUUAGACACACGAAGACCGUCAGUUAGCCUUGGCAGUAGCUCCCCACCCUUGUUGCCUGCACUUGCAGGUUUCAGAGACUCUCAGCAGAGCACAGAGGCUGACUUACGAAUUGUAAUGUGUCUAAUGUGUGGAGAUCCUUAUGAUGUUGACCAGCUUCUUUCCCCAUUCUUUCUGCCCCAGCACUGUCGUCCCUCUUCCAAUUUAUCCAGUGGAACAUCAGUUUUGUUGGAUUUAUCUGUUGGUGGCCAAAGGCAAAGCAUUGAUCUCGCUGUUCUUUCUUACCACUCAUCCUUUUCCUUACGUAAAAGCAAAUUGGUGCAUGGUUAUAUAGCAGUGUACUCAGCCAAACGGAAGGCUUCCAUGGAAACCCUUUGUGCCUUCCUUUGUGAGGUCCAAGACAUAAUUCCAGUGCAGUUGCUUGCUGUUGCAGAGACUCAAUCAGAACUCGCAGACUCUGAUGUCAGAGAGCAGCUUGCUCAAGGGGAGGAACUGGCCCAUGAAAUUGAUGCACGUUUCAGCUCUGUGAUCUGUGGACCUGGUGGUGUGGUGGGAGGCUUGCAUCGGAUAGACCACUUCCAGCCAUUCUUUAAGGAGGUAUUGGAGAAAAAAACCAUUGUAGAGGCAACACAUAUGUAUGACAAUGUUGCAGAGAAUGUCACCAGUGAAAAUGUUUCUUCACCUCGAUGUGGCUCUCCAAGCACCACGUUGCUGGAUUCAGAGGAUGACAUUGAGCCCUCCCCACCUUAUCCCUCAUUACGGGAUGACGGCACCUUGACCCAUGGUGGAGGUUUCAAGCUCCCUGAUUUGGAGGGUGAUCCCUUCUCGCUCAUCUCUGACAUCAACACUUUUGAAAACAAGCUUAACAACAAAGUCCCACCUCAGGUGCGACCAAAGCCCAAUGUCACCUUUGACAUUCCCAAAUCCCAAAACAGUUCAUACAUGGACCUGGGCCUGGGCCUACAUGGACCUAACAGGCGCUCAUUAGUCACCUGGCCACCAGGAACUGAAGGUGGUUAUGAUCCAUCUGACUAUGCUGAGCCCAUGGAUGCAGUAUCAAAGCCUCGUCCCACAGAGGAGGAGAAUAUUUAUUCUGUACCACAUGACAGCACACAGGGCAAGAUCAUCACUAUUCGCAAUGCAAACAAGAGUCAUUCCAAUGGUGCAGGAAAUGGAUCAGACAGCGAGGCUGAUAGCAGUUCAUUAGAGCGUAGACGAAAGCUGUCUGCUCUUGGAGUUAAACCUAGGCUGUAUCGUGAUCGCUCCAAACGACUUGGGAAGUUUAGCAGCUUCCGCACAAGCUUUAUUGGCAGUGAUGAUGAGCUUGGAGGUCUCCCCAAGACUAAAGAGGAUGAGCUUGGUGCACAGAAAGGGGACAGUUCCUUAAAUGAAGAAGGCGAGGACCCAAAGAGGAGGAAUAUCUUGAGAAGUCUUGGUAGAAGGACUACAAAGAAAACGCGGCCAAAGGGUCGUCAGUCAUCAUUGUCCAAACCUCCGGAGAGUAACUACUUUGGAGUUCCCUUGGCCAACGUUGUCUCGGCUGAGCGGCCUAUUCCACUCUUCAUCGAAAAGUGUAUCCGUUACAUUGAGAUUACAGGGUUGAGCACAGAGGGAAUCUACAGGGUGAGUGGAAAUAAGGCGGAGAUGGAAAGCAUGCAGCGGCAGUUUGACCAGGACCCUAACAUUGACCUGAUCGAGAAGGACUUGUCUGUGAACACAGUGGCUGGAGCAAUGAAGAGCUUCUUCUCUGAGCUGCCCGAUCCUUUGGUACCCUACAGUAUGCAGGUGGAGCUGGUGGAGGCCUUCAAAAUCAGUGAUCGAGAGCAUCGUCUCCACACCAUGAAGGACGUGCUUCGCAGAUUCCCUCGAGAGAACUACGACCUCUUCAAAUACGUCAUCACUCACCUGCACAAGGUGAGUCAAAACCACCGCCUGAACCUGAUGACCAGCGAGAAUCUGUCCAUCUGCUUCUGGCCGACGCUAAUGCGGCCCGAUUUCACCACCAUGGACGCGCUGACGGCCACACGCACCUACCAGACAAUCAUCGAGACCUUUAUCCACCAGUGUGCUUUUUUCUUCUACAAUCAACCCCUGGCCGACACCCCCAGCGGCCUCCCCGGACAGCCCGCCUCCCCUAGCACCACCUUGUCUUCAGCCUCCUCCAUACCAAGCUCUGCCUACUCCGCCUGUUACGCCCCACUACACCCCAUAGCUCCACCCUUCAGCCACGGCCAACAGUCCCCGCCGCAUUCCCCACCACACACCCCUCAAUCCCCAAUCCAGAGCCUGCUCCCUCCACUCCACCCGCAUCACACCCCUACGGAACAACACACGCUGUGAACCUGCAGACGAGGAGGAGCACUGAAUGAGAUUCAUUGAACGGAAGAAAUUUGAGGAGAUGUGCCUCACUUCAAGGGGUCAAGAGUCCAUGAGAUGCGUCGCCCUCUUUCUGCAUCAUGCUUCUCCAUAUUAUGCUCCUCACACACACACACACACACAUAUAACUGCACAUGAAGUGUGGUACCCCCAAACUCAGAUUUCUUAUGGGUCCGUAGUUGUUUUUUGGCAGCCAAUGGGUUGCAUGAACAAACUGGCUGAACCCCACCUCGUAAUCGGGUGACCACUGUACGCAACCUACUAUGAUUAUAAGCGGGCCAACUGGAUGGCCUAUAUAUUCAUUCAGCUUUCGACCAUUGUUACGAUCAGAUUACGAAAUAGAAAUGCUUUUUUUAUGAUGCAGCAACACAACCAACUUAUUUAUCUUGUUUCGCUUGCCUUUUACAGAGGGACAAACAUCAAGACAAAACUAGAACUUGACUAACUGGAUCCAGUUUUGCUGGAUGGAUGUAUGUGGAAUGCUUUUGAACAGCAUUCUGGGAUUUGAAGUCUUUUCCUCACCUGUAUCUCUCGUCACAUGGGCGUCCAGAACAUGCUGGAAGACUAAUGCUUCUUUUAUUGCAGAAUGUCCUCACAACCCUCGAUUUCCUGUUCCACGGGGGUCUUCGACUUCGUUCAGUGUCUGUUCAUUUGGGAGCCGUGUUAUUUUUCUUAAUACACGUUUGCAGGAAGUCCCUUAGAUUUGUGGACUGCUUUUUGUGCAAAUGAAUUGAGCGGUGGGUUAUAAGUUGUAUUUGGAGGGGAGGUGUGCACUAAAUCAAUGUGAGUUAUGGAAGGUAAAGGAAAGUUUGCACUAGAGGAGACGCUGCCUAUCUGUACCUAUUCAGAUGGCAGUGAAUCAGUGAACUUGAAGCCUAGAGGAGGAAGAUAGUGGUAUAGCUGGGUGGAAUUAAUGGCUUUCAGGAAAGAUAAAGUCUUUAGUGUUUGAUAUCAGACAGGGCGAUUUUAUGCUGAAUAUGAGCUUGCAGUUAGUGGCUUUUUCAAGACUAACUAAAUAUCUGUACUUCAGAGUUGACCUCAGAAGGAUGACAUUGUUUAUAAAACCCAAAAGUUUUAAAAAGAAAGAUUAGCGGAAGAAGUUGACGUGACUAGACUUUUCCCUUUGUCGGCUCUUGGAGCGCAACACUACCACCCAGUGGUCAAAGCAGGUAUUGCAUGGUAAAUCUCAGCUCGUUUUCGUUCUAAUGCUACAUUCUUGUUUGUUUUACUAGAAAAUGCUGGAUGCAUUUAAAGUCACAGAUUCACUAUGUAGCAAAAGAAAGACUAAAACAAAACAGAAAUCAGUUGACAUUCAAGGAAUGGUUUAUAACAAUAUUCAUCUGCACUUAUACCUUGUCUACUCCCUCCAAAUUAGAUCAUUAUCUAUGAUUUUUGUGUUGAUUUGAACAUGGUUUUCAAGUGGAACAGACAUUGUGAGACUGUGAAUUAGUCACGAAUGUAUCCCACUACAGAUUUCACUUCAUUGUGUGCAUAUCUUUCCCUGUAAUACAUGUUAACUCUCACUAAGCAGUAAGUGAAUCACAACUGCCCCCUUUUAACUUGUCAGUUGACAUCUAUUGGCUGUGAUGAGCAACUCUGCUUAAACACUACAUCUUUUGCCCUCAGAGAGCAGAAGUAACGGUAUAUUUUGGGAAAUCGGGAGCUGUGUGGCCUAUAUGCCCCUGGUACUUUGUGUAUGAAUGCUGCAUUCUCUGUGUAUUUUCAAUGUAUAUUCUUUCAGAGGCAACUGUCCUUCGCAGCCAAAGACUGCAAAAAAAAAGAAAAAAGAUGAAUUAAAAAAGGGCAGGGGAGACCUGAAAAGCGACAUGACAAAUGUGUAUUAAAGAUGUGAUAUUUGGUUCAGCAAUCAGAUUUGGCUGCAUCACUUUAUUUUUUGUUUCAUUUUAUUUUUUCAACAAUGGUGACAGAUUGUCUGUUAAGUUAAAGGAGAAAGGAGCAAAACUAUAUUCAGAAUGGUUUAUUUGUACGUUAGGGGGUCUGACACUUUGCCCUGUAGCCAAUGGUGAUAGAAAAUGUUUUCUUUUUAUGUUUUCUUUUAAUAAUUAAAAAAUGAGACUUUUUUUAACUUUUUUUUUUUUUUGUGAAUGGUGUAAAGGCCACAAUGAUGUAGUGCAUGAUUCAAGACCAGGUCAGGGAGAGGGCUCUACCACUCUUCAGUAUUAUAAAAGGAAGAAAAAAAAUGAACAAAGAAAAAAAAAAUCGAAUGGAAAAAAUAAUGAAAUAAAUGAAGUUACAUCAACAACAACAAAAAAAAACGUCAUUAUUUGCCAAGGAGUUGGUAAUUGGUCUCAAUGGGAAUGGUGUAUAAACAGUAAAGGCCUUCUGUGACCUGUAUUAUAGUUAAUAAAUCAAUCUUGUUAAA
Molecule: messenger RNA, 8033 nt
Organism: Pimephales promelas (fathead minnow)
Lineage: Eukaryota; Metazoa; Chordata; Actinopteri; Cypriniformes; Leuciscidae
Gene: arhgap35a
Product: Rho GTPase activating protein 35a
Biological process (GO): regulation of axonogenesis; Rho protein signal transduction; regulation of cell size
Cellular component (GO): cytosol
Molecular function (GO): GTPase activity; GTP binding; GTPase activator activity
Source: RefSeq, a predicted model, not a curated record